UUUAAAACAAAACAUCACGGCUCACCGAAAAAAAAAAAAAAAAAACACUUCCUCAUUGUCCUUCGAAGCCGUCCAGCUAAAAGUCAUCAUUCAUYAACAUAAUUUGUUUUGUUUCAAUUUAAACCCCCCAAAAAAGAAGGUACUAUUUUCCUAAGCUUCCAACAAAGAGCAAGAAACAUUCAAAACUAAUAAGAUUAACAUCUUGGUGCUCAUUUCAUUGUUUGUGUAAUCCCAUUGUCUGUGUGUAGGGAGGAAAAGAAAAAAAGGAAAAGUACUGAAUCCAUUUCUGUGCUGUGAUUUAUUGUCUGGUUAGGAACAGAAUGAAUGCACCAGUCAGUCAUUGCCUUCUGCUAACCGCAAAUCUCAGAAYCAGUGGCAGAGAGGGCACCCCAUGAGAGAAUAAACUGACGCUGAAUAUAUGUCUGUCUUAUCUUCCAGGUGACUGCUGCCAACAGAGGAGGGCUAAACUAAAAAAUUCUGCCACUGCUUGRAAUCCUUGCUCUGAAUAUCAAUACAGGAAAAAGACUAUUUGUAUCCAGUGAGUGUGGACUUUAAAGAUAAUSCCUCAAAGGAAACAGAGCUGAGUUGACUUUUUAUAUCGGUGCAGAUGAAACUUAAAUACUCUGGGUUUACUGAAGAAUUUUUGGAUUUUUGGUAAAAUAUUUACCACCACCUCCAGCCACAUGUGAGAUKGAGCAGAUCUUCUAAAAAAGACUCCUGGAAUUUUUCCUCUUCUUCAAAACGUUAGAAAAGACCAACRUCAUCGGUGGAUUCGUUUUUUUUUCCGGUUGCGGCAUCAUCCAUAUCYCGCAAACGGGGACUGGCGGCAGGAUGCCAGAGUUGGACAACUUUCCUCCCAUGAAUGGAGCCAGAAGCCCWGAUCUGGGUCUGAAUGGUCCGGCAGACCCGGCCCAGAUUCAGCACAGCAUCCUGGAGGAGCAGGUCGAGCUGUGGUGGUUCCGAGAUCCCGGGAAGUCGGUGCUUUGCUACUGCGUCGCCGUCCUUCUGAUCCUGGGAUGCGGCCUCGGYGGCGUCGGGCUCCUCUCCACCACCACCAGCGUGUCGAGCGAGUGGAGGCUGGGGGUGGGCACGGCCCUGUGCCUGCUGGCCCUGGGGGUCCUGCUCAAGCAGCUCCUCAGCUCGGCCGUGCAGGACAUGAACUGCGUCCGGAGCCGGCGGCAGAUAGACUUGCUGAAGAGCGGGGGCUCGUCGGACGUUCUGGUGGUUUUGAUCACGGGGGCGUCGCUGUUGAUCUGCGGCGGGGUCCUCCUCCAUUUGGCCCUGGCUAACCACAUGCCGAAGCCUGGCCAAGCUCUCAACGACAUGUACGUCUCUGGGGUCGUUUUGYUGGCAGGAGGGGGGGCAGCCGUCGUGGGCGUCGGGGUCUACUUUGUCGUGGCUGUUCUGCUCGAGAGGACGAGGUCCGGGCGGAGGCUYGUAGGCCGAGUUUUCAACAUCUUCACCGUUUCGGGACACAUCGAGCGCCAGGGUCGCAGAGAGACCGCCUCCAGCUUGGCUAACCUUAUCUGAGACUACAGCUGAGCGUUUGAACCCUGGAUCUGCCUAAUUAAAGCAAAGUUUAAGCCCAAACAUAAAAAAAAAGGAUUCAAGUUAUACCAAACAUGCCUCACCUGGUUAAGGCUGUGCACGAGAUAAAAUGGAAUCUGUUUACUGGCUGGGCGUGACAGCUGUUGGUUUUCAGAUAUCUGACACGGAGCAGGAAGAUAACAAAGUGACAUAAAAGCACAGAUUUUUUUAUUAUUCUAAAUAAUAACCAUGUUAUUUUAGAAAUGAAUUUGAUCUCAGAUAUGAUUAAGAAUUUUGCUAAAGUACAAAAUGAACUGUGUGUCUUUUUUUAUUUAAAAAAAAAAAGAACCAGCCGCCAACAACAGAUCUUGUCUUAAAACAUCAGGUUGUUUAAGGUUCCUUUUUUAUUGUGCCGGUGGAAGAAUUUAAUAUAUGCUAUUCACAUCCAUCAGCAGCCUGUCUUUUCAAAGUGUCCUUGGUCUACACAUCUGAUCACUACUUACUCAACGAUUGUAAGAUGUUCUUAAUAAAAGCUGAAAUACGAAAUGACAUAAUGACAGAACUGGUAAUUUGGGGGAAAUCAAAAUAUAAGAUCUUUGAAAUUUGUUUCCCCAAACCUCCCUUUUCUUUAUUUACACAAUUUUUUUUAAUUAUCUGUUAAAUUGUUCCGUUUCAUAAUAAACAUCCAUCAAUGCACUUUUUGGGUUGCAGGAGACAUGCAAAAUGUUGUGUCAUAACAUGGUAUUUUAGGUUGAGGCAAAAUACGAUUGUUGGACAAUUAGUCUGUAUUGACACUGCAGAAUGUAAAGAUAAUUAUGUUUUUUAUGUUUGCAUMAAUACAAUGUUCCUAUUGUUGUGAACCUCCUGAUUUUUUUUAAAUCAGUGUUUAUCCUUUUUUUGCUGCAAGCACUUCAUCAAAUUCCUAUUUAAUUAAAAAUUAUCACUCAGUUUGAAAGUGAAGAAAGAACCAAAUCCCCCCAAUCUCCUCUCAUUCUUGUUGUUCUCAUCCUCUGUUGUCACAUUACAAGAAAAUCCCCAAGGGAAAAACUAGCAAACAUCUUUURAUUUAAGCAAUUAUCUUUUGAUAUUGAGAAGAAAAGUGGGAGAAAUCAAUAAAAGCAAUAUAAAAGCUUC
This is a messenger RNA of Austrofundulus limnaeus, 2661 nucleotides long. RefSeq names its product transmembrane protein 125a (gene tmem125a). NCBI's taxonomy places the organism in Eukaryota, Metazoa, Chordata, Actinopteri, Cyprinodontiformes, Rivulidae. The record is from RefSeq and is a predicted model, not a curated record. The transcript has a single exon. Bases 832 to 1530 code for a protein of 232 amino acids.